This is a messenger RNA of Tripterygium wilfordii, 3960 nucleotides long. RefSeq names its product leucine-rich repeat receptor-like protein kinase PXC2. The coding region runs from base 791 to 3673 and encodes 960 amino acids. The record is from RefSeq and is a predicted model, not a curated record. The transcript has 2 exons. NCBI's taxonomy places the organism in Eukaryota, Viridiplantae, Streptophyta, Magnoliopsida, Celastrales, Celastraceae. Gene Ontology annotation, biological process: protein phosphorylation. Gene Ontology annotation, molecular function: protein binding; ATP binding; protein kinase activity.
UCUCUUAUCAGAACAGAAGCAGCUGCAAAACAUGUUGCCUCUGCUUUACUCUUCCGUUACAUUCUUUUUACUGCACAUAAUCAUUUCUUUAUUUCAUUUUUAAUAAUUGUUCUGUUUACAGGCCUCAGUCCUCACUGUCCCUUAACCUUCUUUAAUGGCGCUGUAGGGUUCCCAGCUUCUCCGCUUCUUCUCCCUCUCUUUCUUUCUACCGCCCCUUCCGCCGGGAAUCCCUGCCUGGAAAUCUAGGUUCCAGGGAAAACAAAAUAUUGGUAUUUUUUCUUUUUGGGUUUCUGUAAUCUGUGAUCUCUGUUGUUUCGGUUCAAAUUGGACUUAAUUUUAUGCUUUUCUCUCUCAUUUACUCUUCGUUUUGCAAUUCAUGUGAGUUUGGUGUUUUGGUAUUUCUUGGAGAUCAAAGCUUUACCCUUUUUUUUAUCUGUUACUGUGAGUAUAUAUAGUUUUACCCUUUUUUGGGUUAGAAAAUACAAGCUUCAAACUUCAAAUACAGAGAAAACGAAGAGGAAAGUUGUUCAUUCUUGUCCCCAGACAGCUAAAGUGCAUUGUCUUAACAACCUCGUCAUAUCAUUAUUAUCAUCAUCAAGUAUAGCUUCCAUUUCAAUAAGCAUUUGAAGCUUCAUUGAGGUUCUUAGUGGCUACCUGCUUUCCAUUUCUCUGUUUUCUGUACACUAUUUGUUUGUACGUGUGUUGUGUUUAUAUAUCAGCUGAUUUUCCUGGAAUUCCUUUCAUUUCAUGGCGGACUGACAUUUUUAACAACCGAGAAAUCGACUGAAAAAUGCUACACCGUCUACUCUUUUGUCUUCUUUUAGCUCCAUUUCUGGUUGUGUUGGUUCAGUCUCUUGAUCCGACUCUAAACGAUGACGUAUUGGGACUGAUCGUGUUCAAGGCCGGUCUACGAGACCCAGAAGCGAAGCUGCAGUCAUGGACGGAGGACGAUUACAGUCCAUGCGGUUGGGAUGGUGUCACAUGCGACCAGAGAACCAACCGGGUCACCCACCUCAGCCUUAACGGUUUAUCGCUCUCGGGUCAUAUAGGCCGCGGCCUCUUGCGGUUGCAGUUCCUUCAAGUUCUGUCGUUAUCGAACAACAACUUCUCCGGCAGCAUAAGCCCUGAUCUUGCUCACCUGUGGAGCUUGCAGGUUAUUGAUUUGAGUGAGAACAGUCUUUCCGGGUCGAUCCCAGAUGAGCUCUUUCAACAAUGUGGGUCGUUGAGAUCGGUUUCGUUUGCCAGGAACAAUCUGACAGGGCAAAUCCCUGUUUCUUUGACCUCAUGCUCUUCACUUCAAGCUGUUAACUUCUCCUAUAAUCAGAUUUCUGGGCAGAUAUACUCUGCUUUGUGGUAUGUGAGGGGCAUUGAGGCCAUUGAUCUUUCAAAUAAUUUGCUUGAUGGGGAGAUUCCUGAAGGAAUUGGAAGUUUAUACAAUUUGAGAGUGAUCAAUUUGGGGAAGAACAGAUUGUCUGGACGGAUUCCAUGGGAUAUUGGAGGUUGCUUUCUAUUGGAAUCCCUUGAUUUUAGUGAAAAUUAUUUGUCUGGAGGUCUUCCAGAGUCGAUGCAGAGUCUUGGUUCCUGCAGUUCACUGAUUUUACGGGGGAAUUCAUUGACUGGAGAUAUUCCACAUUGGAUUGGAGAACUGACAACUAUUGAGACCUUGGACUUUUCUGCAAAUAGGUUCUCUGGUUGGAUUCCGGAAUCAUUAGGGAGUCUAACAGUGUUGAAGGAACUGAAUUUGUCUAUGAAUCGCUUGACUGGAGAGUUGCCUGAGUCGACGAAAAACUGUUUCAACCUUUUGGUUAUUGAUGUCAGCCAGAAUGGAUUGUCUGGUGAUCUUCCUUCAUGGAUUUUUGGGAGGGGAUUACAGAAUGUAGUGCUUUCUGAGAACGGGAUGAGUACGGCGGCUUUUAAUCAAGGUCUUCGUGUGUUAGAUUUAUCUUCUAAUGCAUUUUCUGGCGAAAUAGCAAGUACCAUUGGAUUUCUUGGUAGUUUGCUGUCUUUAAAUUUGUCCAAAAACCAACUUCUUGGUUCCAUUCCGACGAGCAUUGGCAAGUUGAAAUCAACUAAUGUUCUUGAUUUGAGUGACAAUAGGCUAAAUGGAAGCAUUCCUUCUGAAAUUGGAGGAGCUGUUUCACUCAAGGAGUUGAUCCUGGAGAAGAACUUCCUAAGCGGAAAAAUUCCAACCCAACUCAAGAAUUGCUCGUCUCUUACCACUUUGAUUCUGUCUCAGAACAAACUCACCGGUCCUGUCCCGUCUGCAAUUGCAAACCUAAGCAACCUUCAGUUUGUUGAUUUUUCUUUUAACAACCUAACUGGAAGCUUACCCAAGGAGCUGACAAAUCUUUCACACCUAUCGUUGUUCAAUGUCUCCCAUAACCACCUUCAAGGUGAGUUGCCGCUUGGGGGAUACUUCAACACAAUAUCCCCCUCAUCUGUCUCUGGCAAUCCAUCUUUGUGUGGCUCGGUUGUGAGGCGUCCGUGCCCCUCAGUUCACCCAAAGCCCAUUGUCCUCAACCCUAACUCCUCUGAUUCGUCCAAUGGCAGUUCUUCCUCAUUCAAUCACAGGCGUCGGAAGAUAGUUCUUAGUAUCUCUGUUCUUAUUGCCAUUGGGGCUGCUGCUUUCAUUGCUGUUGGUGUAGUGGUUGUUACUGUUCUCAAUAUUCGUGUUCGGUCAUCAAUGUCACGUUCUGCUACUGCACUCGCAUUAUCUAAUGGGGACGAUUUCAGUUGUUCCCCGACUAAUGAUCCAAACUAUGGAAAGCUUGUCAUGUUUACUGGUGAUGCUGAGUUUGUUGCUGGAGAUCAUGCACUGCUCAACAAGGACUGUGAACUUGGUCGUGGUGGGUUUGGGAUUGUUUACAGGACAAUUCUUCGAGAUGGGCGUUCAGUUGCCAUCAAGAAGCUGACAGUUUCCAGUUUGAUCAAGUCUCAAGAAGAUUUUGAGAGGGUAGUGAAACAUCUUGGAAAGAUCAGGCACCACAAUCUCGUAGGACUCGAAGGCUAUUAUUGGACUCCAUCCUUGCAACUCCUCAUCUAUGAAUAUAUAUCCAGUGGGAGUUUGUAUAGGCAUCUCCAUGACGGACCUGGCAGGAACUGCCUGACUUGGCGCCAGAGGUUCCGCAUAAUUCUUGGGAUGGCAAAAGGUUUGGCGCAUUUACAUCAGUUGAACUUAAUUCACUACAAUUUGAAAUCAACCAAUGUCCUCGUAGAUGAUACUGGUGAGGUCAAAGUGGCAGACUUUGGCCUGGUGAAGCUGUUGCCAAUGCUGGACCGUUGUAUUUUGAGCAGCAAAAUCCAGAGUGCACUUGGUUACAUGGCUCCUGAGUUUGCUUGUCAAACAGUGAAGAUAACGGAGAAAUGUGACGUGUAUGGGUUUGGGGUCUUGGUUUUGGAAGUGGUUACCGGGAAGAGGCCUGUGGAAUACAUGGAAGAUGACGUGGUGGUUCUUUGCGACGUGGUAAGGAGAGCACUGGAGGAUGGCAGGUUGGAGGAAUGUGUAGAUGAGCGGCUUCGGAGUAAUUUUCCAGCAGAUGAGGCGAUUCCAGUGAUAAAGUUAGGUCUGAUAUGUGCAUCACAAGUUCCAUCAAAUCGACCUGACAUGGAAGAGGUUGUUAACAUCUUAGAGCUGAUCCAGUGCCCGUCAGAAGAUCAAGAGGAGUUGGAGUAGAUUGAACGUCUCAUUUUCAAGAAAAACAAAGAAGAGAAGUGUCCAUCUGGGGAAGAAGAAUCCGGGUUUUUUUUUUUCCAAAUUACAGAAGAAAAUAAUAUAUUGUUUGAAUGUCCAUUUCUUUUUCUUUCCUGCUUUUUUUUUGGUUAUUGUUCUGUGUUGUUUCUGUUUUCCUUGUUUCUCUUACCGGAUUCCUUUUCACCGGGUGGACUUGGUGCAUUGGUACUAAUCUUCAUAGUCUAUCUACUCCAUAGACAACACUGAAUCUCUCUUUUGUUUUGAUAUCA